ACCCGCAAGUGGAAGCAUGACGGCGCCGCCCUACGCCAUGGGGGUGCAGCUGAACCUGGCCGCCUACAAGGACAAGGCGCGCCUGGACGCCAAGGCGUUCGACGCGCGCGGCGACGAGGAGCUGCGCGCCAUGCUGCCCCUCGCCUUCGACGCGCGCAAGCACUGGAAGCGCUGUCCCUCCAUCGGCCGCGUCGUGGACCAGGGCUGCUGCGGCUCCUGCUGGGCCUACGCGUCGGCCAUGGUGAUGACGGACCGGCAGUGCAUCCUCGCCAACGAGCACUUCGAGUACUCGGCGCAGCACUUGUUGGUGUGCAGCAAGACGUCGAACCACUCCACGCCCUGCAAGGGCGGCGACCCCGCCGACGCCUUCGACUUCUGGGUGACGCGCGGUGUCGUUUCCGGCGGCGAGUUCAACUCGUACGUCGGGUGCAUGCCGUACAUCUACGCGCCAGCGGGCAACCAGUGUCGCGCCUCGGCGACGCCGCUCGAAUGCUUGCAGCAAUGCCAGAUAAGCUAUCCGCGCCAGUUUAAGAAGGACCUCCACUUCGGAGAGCGAUACAUGCUCCUCCCGCAAAACCGCCCCGUGAUCAUGCAGUCCGAGAUCCUUCGCGGCGGCCCCAUCGUGGCCAUCCUGGACGCGUACGAAGACUUCAAGUGCUACGAAUCUGGCGUGUACGAGCACGUGGCGGGCGAGCUGGAGGGCGCGCACGCCGUGCGUCUCAUUGGCUGGGGCACCGAGAACGGCGUGCCGUACUGGCUGGCGGCCAACUCCUGGGGCAAGGCCUGGGGGGAGCGGGGGCUGUUCAAGGUGCGGCGCGGCACCAACGAGUGCAACAUCGAGAGCCUCCGGGUGGCCACGGGCUUCCCCUCCACGGUGGACGUCAAGGGCGACGCCGAGACCACGACGGGCCAGCAGUCAGCUGAGGGCGAGGCGUCCGAGGCGGUUAGUGACGGCGACGGCAAGGACUACACCUACGACUACGACCUGGACGACUACUAGUGGCGUACUCACCGGCGAACAGGUCGCCCUGAGGGUCGGCGGGCAGGUGCUGCUCGCCGUUGAUGGUCCGGAAGCGCAGC
This is a messenger RNA of Thrips palmi, 1080 nucleotides long. RefSeq names its product cathepsin B-like. NCBI's taxonomy places the organism in Eukaryota, Metazoa, Arthropoda, Insecta, Thysanoptera, Thripidae. Bases 17 to 1000 code for a protein of 327 amino acids. The record is from RefSeq and is a predicted model, not a curated record. The transcript is spliced from 8 exons. Gene Ontology annotation, cellular component: lysosome. Gene Ontology annotation, molecular function: cysteine-type endopeptidase activity.